GUAGGGCUAUACAAUAUUUAAAGACGAGUGAAUACCGCAAAAGCACAGUGGGAGCGAGGGCAUUCAGGCUCUCACAUGCGGGCUGGAGCAUCUCUGUUGUAGCGUCCAGCAGUGAAGAGAAGGGCGGCCGACAGGGAGGGGUCCGCUGGCUGGUCCUGGAUGAAGCCCGGGUCUGGACAGGCAGAUAUGGCCGCGGGAGAUCCUUCUGCGAAGGCGGCUGCUCGAAACUUGGCUGUGGAGAGAAGAAACCUAAUUACAGUGUGCAGGUUUUCUGUUAAGACACUACUGGAAAAGUACACCACAGAGCCCAUUGAUGAUUCAUCAGAAGAAUUUAUGAACUUUGCAGCCAUACUUGAACAUAUCCUUAGUCACAAAUUCAAAGGGUCUGGAAGCUGGUUUGAUGGCCAACGGAGUUUUUGGGACUUGAUACGGCUGGCUUGUUCUAAAGUUCCAAACAGCUGCAUCAACAGCAUUGAGAAUAUGGAAAACAUAAACACCUCAAGAGCAAAGGGUCGUGCCUGGAUACGAGUAGCACUGAUGGAGAAAAGGCUGUCUGAAUACAUAGCUACUGCCUUGAGGGACAGUAAAACUACUAGGAAGUUUUAUGGAGAAGGUGCCAUCAUGUUGAGAGAGGAAUCCAGUGUGCUAACAGGCAUGCUUAUAGGACUCGGAGCCAUUGAUUUUAGGUGAGAGUCACACAAAUUUUUUCUCAAAGGGGAGGCGUUGGAUGGAAAAUCACCUGCUGUUAUUGACUAUACUCCUUACUUAAAAUUUACACAAAGUUACGAGUAUCUCAGUGAUGAAGAUGAUCGAAGGAGUGUUGACAGCAGCACUAGUGAUGACAGUAUUCCUGAACACCCCUAUAUUCCACUGGUCACCGAUGAUGAGAGCUGGAGCAACAAGUGUCGCAAGAUGGAGCAAAGAUUCAAGAUUGUCAAUGCCCAGAAGGGGUAUCUGGAGGAACUGGUUCGUUUGCGUGAAUCUCAGCUCAAAAACACUGAGACUGAAAACAAGAAACUCCGGUCCAGACUCGAGGAGCUUCAGACCCAAACACUGAAAGAGAAACAAGAACUGGAGGCUGUCAUUUUAGAGUUGCAGGAACAGAUGACUAGCCUGAUUCCAUGUGACCCAAGCCACCUGGUAAAGAAUAUUUCUAUUCCUUUGAUCAACCAAUGGCCCUCACUGCAGUCAUACAACAGCCAAGAAGAUGUUCAGAUGUUUCGCAGGCGGAGCUUCCCGAGUACAGAGCUAUUAUCAGUGGAGAUCAGUCUGGAUUCAGACUCUCAGAGGAUCGAAGGGAAACAGAAUAGACCCUGGUGUACCACUGAAAAGGACUACACACCUUCAAUGAUGGGCCUGUGUGGCUCUUUGGCCUCCCUUCCCAGCUGCAAGUCUAUGGCUAGCCUCAAAUCCAGUGAGUGCCUGGUCCAUAUCAGCACCGACAACAGUCCUGCUCCCUCACCCAGCUAGGAGGCGCCAAAGAUACUGCCAACUCCUUGUGACUGUUCAACAGGAAGAUACAAUAAAAAAAUAAAUAAAUAAAAAAAAAAAGACUGCUUUUGGUAAGCAGAUGUGUUGUCCAUAUACAUGUCCCUUUACUUUGAGCUUUGCCAAAUCCGUAAAGUACAAAUUAUUAUAAUUCUGAAGUGUCUGCUUGGGACUGUAAUGGAUGAAUGUUUGAUAUAAUUCUUAAACGUCAUUGUUUAGCAUUAACUGUAGGCCCUGCCCAUUGUUGUGUGUGUUAUCAACCAUUCUCCUUCUGUCUGUUGCAUAACACUGUCAGAGCUGGUGCUGAACUGUCAGUACCUUCAAAGGACAAACAAGGUCUUUUGUUUUAUUAUUUAUGUAUGUAUUUAUUUAUUUAUUUAUUUGAGAAAUCAAAGUGUUAUUAUUACACAUUGAAAACUUAGAUGCCGGUUUUAGAAUAGGCCUUGAAAAGACACUUUUAUCUGAAUAUAAAAAUAUGUAUUACAUCAAAAAUACAAAGUGCUUUGUUACUAUGCAAAAUGAAUGUUUUCUUUUUCAAAUCUAUUUGCUUUAGGCAAAUAUAAGAUAGAACUAUUGAAACUGCCUAGGGAUUUCUUUUUUCACUUUUCUAUUAAAAGAAAUCUCAUUAUGUUGACGCUGGGAGGUUGUGUUGAAACUGCAAUAAAACUGCCUUUUUUGAAUAAUACACA
Boleophthalmus pectinirostris (great blue-spotted mudskipper) is the source of this 2177-nucleotide messenger RNA. RefSeq names its product RUN domain containing 3Ab (gene rundc3ab). The transcript is spliced from 11 exons. The record is from RefSeq and is a predicted model, not a curated record. Gene Ontology annotation, cellular component: cytosol. NCBI's taxonomy places the organism in Eukaryota, Metazoa, Chordata, Actinopteri, Gobiiformes, Gobiidae.